Molecule: messenger RNA, 3528 nt
Organism: Phycodurus eques (leafy seadragon)
Lineage: Eukaryota; Metazoa; Chordata; Actinopteri; Syngnathiformes; Syngnathidae
Gene: tekt4
Product: tektin 4
Exons: 8
Coding region: 290-1678 (462 amino acids)
Biological process (GO): cilium movement involved in cell motility; cilium assembly
Cellular component (GO): nucleus; sperm flagellum; microtubule cytoskeleton
Source: RefSeq, a predicted model, not a curated record
CUACGUGACGAGUCAAAAUGGUGGCGCGAUGUGCUUCGAGGAAGUCUGCCCGGAUGACGGGAUGAGCUAAAAUGGUGGCCCACGCAUAAAUGAACGACUUUCCAUAAGGGCUCUGUUACAAAGCGUCGUAGCCCGCGAGGAGGUGGAAACGGUCGUCAGAUAGUGAAUACCACUGAUAGAACUCACGGGGUUUAUUUGUUUGUUUUGUUGAGGUUUUUUUGCGCCACACGUUCUGACCUUAUCUCUUAUCUCUAGCCUACAUUGUGUCAAGUGCAAGUGAGCCGACUUCAUGACUGAACCACUCGCUAUGGCUUCCUCCACACCAAACGAAAUCAUGUGCAGUCGAUGUAAGAAAAUGAGAUCGGAGGUGUUAGUGUCGAAGCCGCACUAUGAUGGCGGAGCGGUGGCUCGGGGGCUCCAGCAGGAGCGAGGGGCCCCUUUCGAGCCGUCCGCGGGCUUAGCUACCGCGGGCUUCCGCUCCGCGAAAUACACCCCGGCCGAGUGGUUCUCCGGCUACGGCAGCCUCCUCCAGCAGGCCGGCGCCGACCAGCUCGCGGCCCACACCAUCCAGGAAGAGUCCAGGCUCCUGCGCAAGGACACCGAGGACACCGCUGAGCAAACCCAGACCGACGGGACCCGCCUGCUGGGAGAGAGGCUGCAGGACAUCCACCGCUGGAAGUCGGAGCUGCAGGAGCACAUCGGCCGGCUGCUGUCCGACACGACGGCCCUGCAGGCGCUCAAGAUGAGGCUGGAGAGGGCGCUGGACGCCACGGAGACUCCCUUCGCCAUCGCCGUCGAUAACCUGACCUGCAGGAGCCGACGACUGGGGCCGGACCUGGUCCGGGACUGUGUGGAGGAGGAGCUGCUCAAGGAAGUGGACUUGAUCAGGAGUGUACAGGCCCUUCUGAAGAGAACCAUUGCCCAGGUUGCUACUCAGAUCAAGUUGAACAGCGAUGCCAAGCAGUCGUUGGAGUUUGACUGGUCAGAUAAGUACGAGGCCUAUGCCUUGGACCUCCAAUGUGGUAGAUUCACUAACAAGAGUACAGAUACACAGCACCACACCAUUUCAGCCGCCAUGGUGGAGCAGAUGUCUAACGUCCCUUCAUGGAUAAAGUUCACACAAGGCAACCUCAACAGGGCCUUCCGGGAGGAACAGGCCACUAAGGAUCUCAGUGAGUUGGGGCAGCAGGUGCUACUGGACACCACUAAGGACCUGAGAGUCCAAUGCUCCAAUGUGGACCAAGCCUUCCUACAACGCUGUGCAGAACAGAUGGAUGCCAAGAUCCAGCUAGAGAUGCAGUUCAAGCAGACCUUGGAGCAGAUUGGAGCUCAGGAGAGAAACAUUGUGGCUCUGCAGAAGGCCAUCGACGAUAAAGAUGCCCCGCAGAGAGUGGCUGAGUCCAGGCUGUACCGCCACUAUCUGAGACCCAACAUGGAGCUCUGCAGGGAUGAACCCCAGAUGAGUUUGGAAGGGGAGGUGAGGGAGAUUAAUGCCACCCUGGCAUCUCUGCAGCAGCAGCUGAGCGAUGCCCGCAGCUCACUGUCCCAACUGGAGGAGACCCGCAUGGCGCUCGAGAAGGACAUUAUGUGUAAAUCCCACUCACUAUUCAUCGAAAGAGAGAAAUGCAUGAAUCAACGCAAAUUGUAUCCGACAAUCUCCACACUCUCUGGCUACUGAACAAAUCAUGUUUGCUUUGAUGUGGCUCUUUUAAAAGAGUCGUGGAUUGUAUGUAGUGGGUUUAUUUUCCAUUUGCAGUGUUAGGAACCGCAACCAUAUACUCAUUACCGAAGAUGGGCCGAUGUACACUGCACUGCCUUUAAAAAGUCACUCAUAUUUAUUUGUUGGACCGCCUUAAGCCGAAUGAUAGAAUUCAUUAAUCCGGAGAUCAUUUCAACAAGCAUAUGAAGGUCCGAACUUUUAUUUCCAAACAGAACUACAUUUCAGCACAUUGGGCUUAAGGUGUGAACUCUGGGUGGUCACUCAUGUUUCAAAAUGAAAGUAUGUUCCAUGCUCCCACUCUCUGAACCCAGAACCCCUCUUCACUCUUUGAGCCCAAGUGAGCUAAGAAUAUGUCUGUGGGGUCAGGAAAGAAAGAGUUCAGUUUUCAUCAUUGUUACACUUCGACCUGACCCAAUAGCAAGCCCUGAUCUUAACUAAUAAUUUAUCAGCACUUGUUACCCUGGUGCACCCAAUACUCUGGAACAGUGUCAAAUUCCAAUACUGUUGCGCCGUGCCGCCUCAUAUUUCAUAUACAAAAAUAAAAUAAAGAUCUUUUCAUGGGACAACAGAGAAAUAUCACUUUUGGUACAAUGGACUGUACUACAUAAUGGGCACAACUUGUAAAACAGUAUAAACUCGCACCCACAUUCACACCGUCACUGAGUGGGAAGUGAACCCACGCUGCCUGCACCAAAGUCAUGCGAGUGUACCACUACACUCCCCCUACGCCGUCAGUGACUAUAUAUAUAUAUUUGAAUGUGCCCCACAGAUGCUCUAGACAUAGCCAGUCCAUCACAUUCAUUGCUCACUCAAUUAACUGUAGCUGCUGGCUGUACUUGUGCAGCCCCACACCAUUACGCUCCAAACAACAUGCAUGAUAAAAGGCAAGAUACACUUUUCUUUGGACUUAAUUUAAUUUGUAAUAAUAUAUAAUCUUUUUUUAAGAUAAUCAUGGGAUUUGUAAUAAUGUAUCAUCUUUUUUAAGAUCCUUUGACAGUUCUUUGCCAUGAGGCACCAUAUUGAAAUACCAUUGACGAGUACACGAGUGUGAGAGUUUCAUCCACUUGCUCCUCAUUCACAACUGACAACUUGCAACACUAUCGAACCACAUGAUAUCAGGGAGGAAAAAUGGAAAAUUGGGCCUGAUUUUGAUGUUUUCACUUUGGGGGUGUAACUUUUUUUUUUUUGCCAGCGGUUUAGAGAAUGGCUGUAUGAGUUAUUUUGAGGGCAAAGUCAAUUUUCACUGACAUACAAGCUGUACACUGACUUCAUCAUAGCAAAGGAUCAAUUACUCCAGUGUUGUCCAGUCAAAAGCUAUCAUAACAUAUUUACAAAAAUAUGAGGGGUGCACUCAGUUUUGUGAGGUACUAUUACAAUAUUAGUAGUGUUUAUUGUUGCAGGUUUUUAAUUGGACACUCGUGAAGUUAUGCCAUGUCUCUUAAGGAAUGAGAAGGAUGAGUGCUGUUAUUGCAUACAUUUGUGUUAUCUGUAUCGGUUUUAGUAAUCUGUUACAAAGAAUUAUUUGUUACUCAAAUGGUACCUUUUGGACAAUAAGCAGCGACAUAUUUUUUUCUCGAUGAAGAUGUCAUUUAUUUUUACAAUACGUUACAGCAGCCUUUUGGUCUUCAUAAAUAUCAAUGUUUUCGAUUAUCAUGUGCAGGAAGAACUAAGUGGGUAAGUGUCAGAGCUUUCCAUGAAAUGUGAAUUAUGUGUUAUCAAAAACAAUUUAGUCCUGUAGGUGAAACAAGAGUAGUGCUUAUCUGUGUGUUUUUCUCUGCUAGUAUUGUUUUUUUUUUUUUUUUAGUUUU